Molecule: messenger RNA, 660 nt
Organism: Brassicogethes aeneus
Lineage: Eukaryota; Metazoa; Arthropoda; Insecta; Coleoptera; Nitidulidae
Source: the annotation of a GenBank genome assembly
AUGUCGAAAACGACGUUUAGGUACAGUUCUAGACAAAAAGUUCCACUUAGAACAUUAAAUAGACAGGCUGCAAAGAGAUCUAGAUCAGCUGCAGCUGAUGAUAAUACAAUUGUAUUAAAGCAAGAAUCUAGCGCAUUUAUUUUUGAAAACAGAAUCAAUUAUGAAGAAGUUAGUAAAAGCAGUACGGAUACAGACACCAGUGAUGAUAAUAAUGAUGAAGAAUCUAGUAAAAGCAGGAACGAUACAGACACCAGUGAUGAUGAUAAUGAUGAACGGAGAAGUGGUGAUAGUUGCAAUGAGCAAAUAAUUGAUGAUUGUCAUAGCAAUUUGAUAUUUUAUUCAAUACCAGUUUUGAACAGUUAUUUAGAGGAAAAAUACUUUCAACAUCUGAUGCUUUUGGUUAUAGGACUAUUUGAUUUACUGCAGGAUAAAAUUUUAAUACAACCAGAUCUACAAUGCGCUGAAAAAUUGCUAGACUUAUUUGUAGAACAAGCUCCUAAACUUUAUGGUGACAGGGUGAUGACAUAUAACUUUCACCUGGUGCGACAUCUUGUCCUUUUUGUGAGACGAUGUGUGAGAUCAAUUUCAGCUUUUCCAUGGGAAAACCAAAAUGGAUACAUUGCGUUCAUGGAAACAAAAAUAUGGGCCAAGAAAUCGUGA